AAGUAUUUUUUAUUACAGUUUUUAUAAUUAUUAUUUUUUAAAUUAAACAUAAAGAACUCUGUCAAAAAGUUAUAAGAUCUUCUAUUAUGGAAAGAUUAGACAUUCCUGAUUAUACUUGGUCAGAAAAGGCAAAAGAAAGUAAUGCCCAAUUAGAAAAGUACAGUCUUAGCAAUAAUUGGGAGAGAUAUAUAUUAAAUUCACAGACUGGUAAAAUAAGAACUUACCUUUAUUUUGGUAAUGAAAAAGUAUUUUAUGGAGCCAUGUUUUUUUCUGUCAAAGAACAAGCUGCUAAAUGGUCUGUAACAUAUGGUCCAUGGUCAAACAACGGAGCAGGAAUAGUUCACGGAGGUCUUAUUGCUACUCAUCAUGAUGCAAUAACUGGUAUUUUGGCUGAAAAUUGUUUUGGAUCAUGUCUAACUGCUAGUCUUAAUGUCAAUUACAAAAGUCCAAUGCCAGUUGGAUCAACAUUUUUGUUUGAGUGCAAGGUUGUAAAAGUGGAAGGACGAAAAAUUUUUCUUGAAAGUAAAAUAAAUAACUUCGAAACUAACAAACUGGUAGGUGAUGCCUCUGCUUUAUAUGUAUUGGUUGAUAAGGAAUCAUCCUUGUAACAAAGUUAAAAACAAAACUACACGAGUUUAGAAAUUGAAAUUGAUAACAAAUUUUUCAAAAGCUAAUACCUGCUACAAAAUUGAAAUUGAUAAAAAGUUCUUCAAAAAAAGCUUGUAUCUGCUAUGCCUGUGCUUCUGUAAAAGAAAGUAUUGUUUUAUUUUCAAA
Messenger RNA from Hydra vulgaris (swiftwater hydra), 774 nucleotides. Its product is annotated as acyl-coenzyme A thioesterase THEM4. The record is from RefSeq and is a predicted model, not a curated record. NCBI's taxonomy places the organism in Eukaryota, Metazoa, Cnidaria, Hydrozoa, Anthoathecata, Hydridae.